Messenger RNA from Morus notabilis, 1386 nucleotides. Its product is annotated as DAR GTPase 2, mitochondrial. The transcript is spliced from 8 exons. The record is from RefSeq and is a predicted model, not a curated record. Gene Ontology annotation, molecular function: GTPase activity; GTP binding. Gene Ontology annotation, cellular component: mitochondrion. NCBI's taxonomy places the organism in Eukaryota, Viridiplantae, Streptophyta, Magnoliopsida, Rosales, Moraceae.
CUAACCGCCAAAGGACUAUAACAUUGCAUAGGUAACGGUUUUUUGAAAUUUUGAGGACAAAAAAUGGCAACGGCUACUUUAGCAAGACAAAUAGGCCGUGUCAUAUCUAAUGCAGCCAGAAAGAAAACAUCAGGAGGAGGCUGGUACAGCCCUCACAUGGCUGCUGCUUCUCGCGCCAUCGCAGAGCGAAUCCCGUUGGUCGAUCUUGUUCUUGAAAUCAGAGAUGCAAGGAUUCCAUUAUCUUCAGAGUGUGAGCAAUUGAUGAACCAUAAGCUUUCCUCAAGACGAAUCAUAGUAUUGAACAAGAUGGACCUCGCCGAUUGCUCACAAACGAAGGAGUGGAUGAGCUAUUUUGAACAAAACAACUGCAUUUCUUAUGGAGUCAAUGCCCAUAAUAAGAAGAGCAUCAGGCAGUUCUUGAACUUCUUACAAGCCCAAGUUAAACAACUGAGGAGAAACAAUCAUUCUUUUACGACAACAAUAUUAGUGGUUGGGAUUCCUAAUGUUGGUAAAUCAGCUCUCGCCAACUCUUUGCAUCAAAUUGGGAGGAUUAGUGCGGCAGAGAAGGGAAGGUUGAGGCACGCUACAGUGAGUCCUCACCCCGGUGAGACGAAAGACAUAAGCAGUUUGAAGAUCGGAAGCCAUCCGAAUAUUUAUGUAUUGGAUACUCCAGGAAUUUUGCCUCCUGAGAUUUCUGAUGUUGAGGUCUGCUCCAAGCUAGCUUUAACAGGAGCGGUCGACGACUGUUUGGUUCGACGAGAAGAACUUGCUCAAUAUUUUCUUACCUUUCUAAACUUGAGCGAUGAAUACAAGAAGUGGUCAAAGUUGUCCAAAAAUGAAAUUGUGAAACCAUUAGCGGACCAUAAAGCAGAACGCUCAAGUGGUGUUAAAAUGGACGCGAAACGGAGGCGGCAAUAUCCCACAGACCAUACACAGGAUUUCAUAGUGAAUGACGUUCGUCAAACUCUCUUCGAGAAGAUUUCAUCUUUCGAUGGCAACAUGAAUGAUGAAAGCAACUUGUCAACGCUUAUUGAGGAAGAGAUCAUGGCCUUGAAGGAAGCUUUUCGAAUUCCUACAGACUUGAAUGAGGAUGCACGAUAUAAAGUGGCUGCCAAGUUGUUGAAUUUAUACCGUACCGGGCGGCUUGGACACUACACUUUAGAUUCUGUCCCAUAAAAGCUUAGCAAUUCUUUGUUUGAAUUCACUCGUUCCAUCCCAGAGCAAUUUAAGCCAAAUUUGCAGCUUAGCAAUUCUGUCCCAGAGCAAUUUAAGCCAAAUUUGCAGCUAAAAGCAACAAUAGAAAAUUGCAUAAAAAAUUUUGCCCAAGCAAGAAAGACGAUCAUAAAUGCUUUGGGAAUGGCAAUGAUGAUCAAACAAGAACUGUGA